CCGGGAUGUCGGAAAUCUCGCGAUAUUUACGGCAGUCUGUGGAUUGGACCGUUGUGUGCUGCGGUCGAUCUCUUUUUAGCUCCUUUCAGCGCGUACGCUGUCGCUUUGCUCGGAGUGGUCGGUGGAGCGCCAUGACUUCAGCUCUGGAGACCUACAUCAACCGAACUGUUGCUGUUAUUACUUCUGAUGGGAGAAUGAUAGUGAUUAGGAACCAAGAUCAGAAGAAGGAAGUUCCUUUCCCAGAGUCACAUGUAGGAACAUUGAAAGGUUUUGACCAGACCAUCAAUUUGAUUUUGGAUGAAAGCCAUGAACGAGUGUUCAGCUCUUCACAGGGAGUAGAACAAGUGGUAUUAGGCUUAUACAUCGUAAGAGGUGACAAUGUUGCAGUCAUUGGAGAAAUUGAUGAAGAAACAGAUUCUGCACUUGAUUUGGGGAAUAUUCGGGCAGAACCUCUGAACUCUGUAGCACACUGAGGAAGAAUUACAUACAUUGGACAUCUGUGAAUCUUUGUACAGAAGCCGAUUAUUCUGAGGAUGGUGUGGAAUUAUUGUAAAUGUGUAAUUGUGCAGUUUUGACUCCAUGUUGAUUCAAUGUAAUAAGAUAAAUAAAUGAAAAUAUUUUUACA
Messenger RNA from Artibeus jamaicensis (Jamaican fruit-eating bat), 625 nucleotides. RefSeq names its product LSM8 homolog, U6 small nuclear RNA associated (gene LSM8). NCBI's taxonomy places the organism in Eukaryota, Metazoa, Chordata, Mammalia, Chiroptera, Phyllostomidae. The transcript is spliced from 5 exons. Gene Ontology annotation, cellular component: precatalytic spliceosome; U4/U6 x U5 tri-snRNP complex; U6 snRNP. Gene Ontology annotation, molecular function: RNA binding. The record is from RefSeq and is a predicted model, not a curated record. Gene Ontology annotation, biological process: mRNA splicing, via spliceosome. Bases 6 to 473 code for a protein of 155 amino acids.